UGCGCCCAUGAUGAUUUGGAUACCCUUCUGAGUGUCGAGCAUAUUUAUUCAUUUUAGUAAUAUAUAUAGAUAUAAAUAUUUUCUGAAUUACGUAUCGUUUUAAACAUGCUUUUCUUUGUACUUAGCACUAGUAGCUUGAAAUGCAGUACCAGGGCGCCGUUGCGCUGCUUCAAUUCUCGGCUAAUAAAAGCAGGAGAUUUAAGCAGGAACAAACGACCAAUUACACACUGGACUCAAGUUUACAAUGCACGUAGCUCUGCCAGCAAGACCAGCGAUGCCAUUGUCCGUCUCUGGGGUCAGGUGCAGAGAGCACUCAGACAAUCUACCGGACGAGCCUCCAAAUUCUCAAGGGUCACACUGGGAUUUGUUGUAGGACCUGCUGCCCUAACUGUCACCACUCGGCUGUUCUCCAGCGUUGCCUACUGCCAGGCAGACCUCAAUAACAAUGACCCAGUACAAGUAGAAGACAAAUCUAAAGAGUCUCCACCAGAGUUCAACUGGGCUCUUCUAUGGGAGUUUGUCAGGCCCCAAAUCUUUGCUCUUAUAGGUGCAAUUGUGCUUGCUUUCGGGGCAGCCUUCCUGAACAUUCACAUCCCUUUGAUGCUGGGUGAAUUGGUGAAUGUGGUGGCCCAGUACAUGAGAGAGCAUGCUGGGAACUACGUCCGAGAGGUUAAAGGGCCUGCCGUAAAACUUCUGGGACUCUACGGGUUACAGGGCUUGUUGACCAGUGGUUACAUAAUCCUUCUCUCCAGGGUAGGAGAGAGAGUUGCGGCGGACAUGAGAAAAAGCCUCUUCCUUUCCUUGCUCAGGCAAGAUGUUGCGUUCUUUGAUGCCCACAAGACUGGACUGCUGGUGAACCGCUUGACUGCUGAUAUUCAGGAGUUUAAGUCUUCAUUUAAACUGGUUGUUUCUCAGGGUUUGCGAAGCAUCACCCAGACGGUGGGAUGCUUCGUGUCACUCUACCUCAUCUCUCCGAAGCUCACUGGCCUGAUGGUGGUGGUCAUGCCCUGCCUGGUGGGGACAGGGGCUCUCAUUGGCUCCUUCCUGCGGCGGCUCUCCCGGAAGGCUCAGGAGCAGGUUGCCAUAGCCACAGGAGUGGCAGACGAGGCACUGGGCAAUGUACGUACAGUGAGAGCCUUCGCCAUGGAGGACCGGGAGAUGCAGAUGUAUUCCUCUGAGGUGAAUAAGUCAUGUGACCUGAAUGAAACUCUCGGAACAGGAAUUGCAGUUUUCCAAGGCCUGUCUAACAUUGCACUUAACUGCAUUGUGUUGGGCACCAUUUUUGCCGGAGGACACUUGAUGGCUGGCAAUGAGCUGUCUCCCGGGGACCUCAUGUCUUUUAUGGUGGCUUCACAAACCGUGCAGAGGUCCAUGGCCAGUAUUUCUAUCCUGUUUGGACAAAUGGUUAGAGGCCUCAGUGCUGGGGCCCGUGUGUUUGAAUACCUGUCCUUGGAGCCUACCAUUCCAAUUUCGGGGGGAGGCAGGAUUCCCUUCGACUCCUUAAUUGGCAGAGUGGACUUCAUGAACAUCUCCUUCAGUUACCCAACAAGGCCUGGGCAUCACAUUUUGAAGAACUUCAGCCUCACCUUGCCUCCUUGUAAGACCGUUGCCAUCGUUGGGGCAUCUGGAGGAGGUAAAUCCACUGUGGCCGCCUUGCUGGAACGCUUCUACGACCCCGGCAGUGGGGUGGUAAUGCUGGACGGGCUGGAUGUUCGAACCCUUGACCCCUCCUGGCUCAGAGGGAAGGUCAUUGGGUUCAUCAACCAGGAGCCAGUCCUGUUCAGCACGUCCGUGAUGGAGAACAUUCGUUUCGGCAAGCCGGAGGCGACUGACGCUGAGGUCAUCACUGCCGCUAAGCAUGCCAACGCACACCAAUUCAUCACUGGCUUUCCCGACGGUUACAACACCAUGGUCGGCGAGCGUGGGGUAACUCUUUCAGGAGGCCAGAAGCAGCGCAUCGCCAUCGCCCGGGCCCUGAUCAAGAACCCCAGAAUCCUGGUUCUGGAUGAGGCCACCAGUGCCCUGGAUGCCGAGUCGGAGCGGGUAGUGCAGGAGGCCCUGGACCGGGCGAGCACGGGCCGCACUGUCCUCAUCAUCGCCCACCGCCUCAGCACCAUCAUGGGGGCUGAUCUCAUCUGCGUGAUCAGCAACGGCCGUAUCGCAGAGGCUGGAACACACGUGGAUCUUCUGAAUAAAGGAGGUCUCUAUGCAGAUCUAAUCCAGAGACAGAGAACAGAGGAGGAAAAAUAAACACACCACCUUACUACAAAUACUGUGGACUGUUGUCAGUCAAGAGCAGAAUCACUCCCAGUAUUAAUCAUGACCAAAGUAAUAGUUUAGCCGAGCCAACAGGGCAGUUUAUUACAAUAAUACAUUUUAGUUGAGUCUCAGAAUAUAUAUUUAAUCAAAUUACUGUUCUAUUCAUUUGUGAAUAUAGAUAUUAUUUUAAUGAAUUGGUCAGUGACUGAGGAUUGUUCAAAUACAUAAAAGUAUCUGUAUGUUUUACCAACAUAAUUUUUACUUGGAAGUUGCCUUUAGUUUACAGUGUGUGAGUUUUUCGUUGACAGGUUGGGAAGUAAUUACUUAACAGUAAAUAAAGAAUAUAGCAAUGAUGUGAAUGAAUAAUUGUGAAUGAAUAAAUAAUCAUGGCUUGUAUUUUUGCUGGAAAAUGAUGUAAUAGAAAAUCAACUUAGUUUCAGGAAUGAAUUACAUAAGUAAUUUAUGGUAAAUGUGCUAAUUUAUGUAACAAACACUCAAAGCAUUAAUUCAUUUGCAUUAUAGUGGUGCUCUGUAUGGAUGGUUAAAUGUAUCUCUCUGGAAUUAGCUAUCUAAAUUAAAAGUAGUGACUAAUAUUUUAUGUUUUAAAUACUGUAAUUGGAACUAAUUUUUAAUGCAUUGCAGAAGGUCUGAAAUGUUAAAUAAAUAUUUCUAUAUUUAA
Messenger RNA from Conger conger (European conger), 2938 nucleotides. RefSeq names its product ATP-binding cassette, sub-family B (MDR/TAP), member 8 (gene abcb8). Lineage: Eukaryota; Metazoa; Chordata; Actinopteri; Anguilliformes; Congridae. The transcript is spliced from 16 exons. The record is from RefSeq and is a predicted model, not a curated record. Gene Ontology annotation, molecular function: ATP hydrolysis activity; ATP binding; ABC-type oligopeptide transporter activity. Gene Ontology annotation, cellular component: membrane. The coding region runs from base 106 to 2250 and encodes 714 amino acids. Gene Ontology annotation, biological process: transmembrane transport.